Messenger RNA from Andrographis paniculata, 2196 nucleotides. Its product is annotated as very-long-chain aldehyde decarbonylase CER1-like. The transcript is spliced from 11 exons. Gene Ontology annotation, molecular function: iron ion binding; oxidoreductase activity. Gene Ontology annotation, biological process: lipid biosynthetic process. The record is from RefSeq and is a predicted model, not a curated record. NCBI's taxonomy places the organism in Eukaryota, Viridiplantae, Streptophyta, Magnoliopsida, Lamiales, Acanthaceae. The coding region runs from base 60 to 1946 and encodes 628 amino acids.
AUGGCAUGACAUUUCCAGAUUUUAGGGAAGAAAGUAAACCGGGCAGUGACUGAAAAAGAAUGGCUUCCAAACCUGGUGUUCUAACUGAAUGGCCAUGGACAUGGCUUGGGAAGUACAAGUAUGUGGUAUUGGCUCCCUGGGUAAUACAUUCAACCUACUCAUACCUGGUGAAGGAUAAAAGUGAAAGAGAUUUAUCACAGUUUCUCAUAUUUCCUUUCUUACUAUCAAGAAUGGUGCACAACCAAAUAUGGAUUUCUCUCUCCCGUUACCGAACAGCUAAAGGGGAUAACCGGAUAGUAGAUAAGAACAUCGAAUUCGAACAAGUUGACCGAGAGAGAAACUGGGAUGACCAAAUCAUAUUUAAUGGAAUUCUGUUCUAUAUCGGACAAGCAUAUAUUAAGGAGGGUCAUAAUCUACCAUGGUGGAGGACAAGCGGGGUAGUCUUAACAAUUUUGCUUCAUGCAGGUCCAGUAGAGUUCCUCUACUACUGGCUGCACAGGGCAUUGCACCACCACUUCCUCUAUUCUCGUUACCAUUCCCACCACCACUCCUCUAUUGUCACAGAACCUAUCACAUCUGUAAUUCAUCCAUUCGGGGAGCAUAUAGCAUAUUUCAUACUCUUCGCUAUACCACUGCUUACAACGCUCUGGACAGGGACAGCUUCAAUGAUCUCAUUUGCUGGUUACAUCACUUAUAUUGAUUUCAUGAACAACAUGGGUCACUGCAACUUUGAGCACAUUCCUAAGUGGCUAUUUUCCAUAUUCCCUCCCCUCAAGUACCUCAUGUACACACCCUCGUAUCAUUCACUGCAUCACACCCAAUUUCGGACCAAUUACUCACUUUUCAUGCCGUUCUAUGACUUCGUAUAUGGCACCAUGGACCAAUCUUCUGAUGCAUUGUACGAAAAUUCACUUGUUAGAAAGGCAGAAGCACCCGAUGUGGUGCAUCUGACUCAUCUAACAACCCCAGAAUCUAUAUAUCAUCUCCGUUUAGGAUUUGCAUACCUUGCUUCUGAGCCCCACAAAUCCACAUGGUACUUGUGGUUAAUGUGGCCUGUCACAGUGUGGUCGAUGAUGGUCACUUGGAUAUAUGGGCGCACAUUCGUCGUUGAGAGAAAUGUGUUCAAACACCUGAAACUGCAAACAUGGGCUGUUCCCAAAUACACCAUCCAAUAUUACAUGCAAUGGCAGAGAGAGUCCAUCAAUGGUAUGAUUGAGGAUGCCAUACUGGAAGCUGAGGACAAGGGCAUAAAGGUUUUGAGCCUUGGACUAAUGAAUCAGGAUGAGAGGCUAAAUAGAAAUGGUGAACUCUUCAUAAGGAAGCACCCUAUGCUGAAAGUGAGAUUGGUAGAUGGCAGUAGUUUGGCAGUUGCUAUUGUGUUGAAUAGCAUUCCAAAAGGAACAUCUCAAGUGUGCAUUCGAGGCAAACUAACAAAGGUUGCUUAUUCGAUUGCAUUUGCCUUGUGCCAAGGUGGAAUCCAGGUAUUCACCAUGCAUGAGGUUGAGCAUAAGAAGCUCAAGGCAAAGCUCAGCAUUGAGGCUGGAAAUAAUUUGGUCCUCUCUAAAUACAACCUUCCCAAGAUAUGGUUAGUGGGAGAAGGAGUAAGAGAAGAUGAACAACUAAAGGCAUCAAAAGGAACGGUAUUCAUUCCAUUCUCUCAAUUCCCUCCAAAGAAAGUACGCAAAGACUGCUCAUACAACAGCACACCAGCAAUGAUGGCUCCAAAGCAUCUUGAGAAUGUAGAUUCUUGUGAGAACUGGUUACCAAGAAGAGUGAUGAGCGCAUGGCGCAUUGCAGGGAUACUGCAUGCUAUGGAAGAAUGGAACGAACAUGAGUGUGGUAAUAUGAUGUUCGAUAUUGAAAAAAUAUGGAAAGCCAGUAUUGAGCAUGGAUUUCGUCCUUUGGCUGUAUCUGCGGAGUCAAAACAGAACUUAACCACUAUGUGAUGACAAAAUUUGAGAUGAUUCCGGAAUUGGUAGAUGAUUAGAUCUAUAUUUUGGUGCAGAUCAUGUUCGGGAUGAGUUAAGACUAGUCUGUCAUCAUAACUAUACUUUCUAGAACAACCUAUGGUGUUCACUGAUAUUCUAUAUAAUAUAAGGUAUAAUAAAUUAAAAGUGCUGGCAUUCUGUCAUCAUACUACAUGUUGUGAGAUAUUAGAGAUCCUAACAUUAACUGAUCAAAUACAUCACCAGCACA